Zophobas morio is the source of this 2027-nucleotide messenger RNA. Its product is annotated as dual oxidase maturation factor 1-like. The record is from RefSeq and is a predicted model, not a curated record. Gene Ontology annotation, biological process: protein transport. The transcript has 9 exons. Bases 572 to 1819 code for a protein of 415 amino acids. NCBI's taxonomy places the organism in Eukaryota, Metazoa, Arthropoda, Insecta, Coleoptera, Tenebrionidae. Gene Ontology annotation, cellular component: endoplasmic reticulum membrane.
AAGCGCGCAUUUUGUCGGUUAAAUCUAGUCUUGAGCACUUAAUGGUUUAAAAUUUAACAACAAAACCGCCGACUUUCACCGAGAUAAGUCGUCUGAACUCGCGGUGUAAUGUGAUUUCACCUGGUUGACUGUCACCUGAACGGCGUGCAGAAAGAAGUAGUCAUAGCGGGUGUUCGUCCACACAAGGUCCAUAUACUGUACUUGAUCCAUAUUAACAUUCUACAACUAUGUAGGCAUGUCUAAAUCAUGUGUGUAGCGGCGAACCAUUCUUGGAAAAUGUGAACUUGAACGGAGGUCAGAAUUGUUGUCAGUGGUAGACGCUGUUUAAUUAAUUUUAAUUAAGCGCAUUGUUUUUUAUUGACAAUAGUUUUUUAAAAUUCAAAGCUAUGUGAAAAGUGAAAACUGACUUAAGUGGGACGUUUUUUUGUUAAGACGUAAAGAAAGUAGGUGGACAUGUAAAUAAUACCAUCAUCAAAUAAAGAGUACAGUGACGUCAUUUUAAUGUGUUUCUCUUAAGAAAAAUGAGGAAAGCUGGGUGCUAGUCCGGGAUUUAAGCUGUGCACAUUCUGCCAUGAAGGGGUGGUUCGAUGCAUUUCGCUACGAUGGAGGUCCUACACUAUACAGUUUCAACAACCGUACAGCAGUUACCGGAGACGUAACACUCAUCACAUUCCUGACAAUUUUUUGUACGCUUUAUGUGGCGUUUCUGAUAAUAUUUCCGGGUAUUAGAAAAGAGAGAUUCACGACAUUUUUUGCUGUUACUUUAAGCGUAUUUGUGGGUGCUACAAUUCUAGUGACGCUUUUCGGAUCUGCAUGGCACGUAGCAAAUGCAACAGUUGUUAGCACAUAUAGGGCAUUUUCCAAGGAGAAAAUUUCCUCUAAUGUGGGAGUUUACAUAGGACUGAGACAUGUAAAUAUUACGCUUCAAGCGUCCACCAGCAGUAACUGGACCAGUGAUAUAGACUUUAACGAACAAUUUUUAUGGCUGAAUUCAGACCAAAUGGGUGAUAGUUUUAAGGACGCCAUGGUAAGAGGUUUGCCAUUUCCUAUUUUGACUGUGGCAGAAUAUUUUACUAUGGGACAGGAAGGACUCUCGUGGGGCGGUCAAUACAGAGCCGCUGGAUACUAUGCUGUCAUAAUGUUGUGGACAUCUUUUUCUGUAUGGAUCUUGAUGAAUUUAAUGUUGAUCGUGGUUCCUCGUUAUGGAGCAGUUCUAAUGACCACAUGUGGCUUUCUCCUCAUAGCCACAGCAUGUGGUUACUUUGGAUUACUACCCGAAACUGCUUUAGUUGUUCAUAUAGAAGGCAGCACUCUUCAUUUUACUUUCGGUUGGUGCUACUGGUUAGUCUUGAUAGCGGGAAGUGUCUGCUUGUUGUCCGGCGUCAUUAUCACAGCUUUAGAAAUAAUAUUUCCUCAUAGCUUUUCCACAAUCUUAGAAGUCGAUUACGACACGCCAUAUGACAGACACAUAAUAAUCGAAGAUAGUCGAGGCAGAAGAUUUCAGAAAAAACGAACCAGUAACAGUAAAUUAGAAGAACCUGUAGGUAUAGGGACGAAAAUUUUACGUCGGUUAUCUUCGAAAACUGAAGACAAAUCGAACAACGACUAUACAAAAGGUAGCCAUAUGCAAAAUUUUGAAUUAGGAACGAAGUCCACUUGGAAUUACCCUCACAGUCCUAACAAUGAUUUUGGACCAAAACCAGUACCUAGAUCGAUAUCAAAAGAGUCCACAAACUCCAUCUCUAGAAAUAUUCCCACAAUUCACAGAGUUAUUCCUAGGCCAAAAUCUGACAAGCUGCAAGAAGUUUCCAUGUGGUGAAUUACAUUGUGACUAAGUUUUUCUGAGUGCAAUUUAAAUUAAGUGAUUUUUCUUGUGAUAUAGAUUAUGUAAAAGAAUCUGAGCAUGAUGAAUAGUUAAGUUGCCAUAUUUAUAAUUCUUUUACAAAUUGAUAUGACUUCAAAGUGUAAAUAAAGUAUUACUAUCAUUAAUAUUUUAAUAUUUAUAAUAAAUAAACUUCAAAGAAAAA